Messenger RNA from Clunio marinus, 198 nucleotides. NCBI's taxonomy places the organism in Eukaryota, Metazoa, Arthropoda, Insecta, Diptera, Chironomidae. The record is from the annotation of a GenBank genome assembly.
AUGGGCUUGGCUGCGACUUUGAUGCUUUUCACAUUGAAAUGCUCUGUAAAUGGUAAAUCGAGUUUUCGAAGCAAGCACAAAGUAGCAUGCUGCAUUAAUGACGGGAACGUUUUUGAAAAAAUGGAAAGAUUUUAUGUUUUGUCGACAACUGAUAGAAAGUUCUUUCAUCAGGGCUUUUGUUUAUUUAUUUUGUUGUAA